Molecule: messenger RNA, 778 nt
Organism: Lytechinus variegatus (green sea urchin)
Lineage: Eukaryota; Metazoa; Echinodermata; Echinoidea; Temnopleuroida; Toxopneustidae
Exons: 7
Coding region: 161-652 (163 amino acids)
Source: RefSeq, a predicted model, not a curated record
UGAAAGAGACGAAUUCAAAGAAUAAAACCCAAGUGAAACCUCUAACUGGCCAGACAAGCUUCCGAUAGUAUCCUUACUGCGACAUUAUUAGACGAAGGUUCUCUUACAUAACGCAAGAUCCAAUCAAUUUCUGUCAAAAUCAUCUCAUUUGAAAGAAAUCAUGGCGAUUCUGCAAAGAUGUUGCUGUUUCUCUAACGUCAGGGCUGGUUCUACUGCUUGCGGAGUCUACUCGUUGAUAAGCGCCUGCAUCUAUUUGGCAGUAUGGGCCCACCAGCUGGCUUUAUUCGUUGCAGCAGUCGAAUCAAUUGGAGAAUCAGGUCCAGGAGUUCGUGGAAUAUACGCGGCAUUUAGUCUUUACAUCAUCGCAUCCGUUUUCCUGAUCAUCGCGUCCAUUGUCCUUCUUGUAGGCGUGUCUAAAGAUAAUAAAGAGAUGCUGAUCCCGUACAUGGUAGCUAUGAUGCUGCUCAUAGUUCUUCAAGCCAUCGCCUGGAUUAUAAUAUUCGCCUUGCUCGGCCUGGAAGGUACUUUCCUAAUCGGUAAUCUUGUGGGCUGGUUGCUAUUCACUGCCCUCAACAUAACUUGUCUCCUGUGCGUUAUUUCGCAGUAUCAGGAGCUUCGAGACGGCCGUGGAAAAGCAAGUGAUGUGGCGUAAACAGAAAUUCACGAUUUGAAAUAUCAACUUUUCCCAUUUCUUCCAAGAGGCUAAUAAGUGAUUGGUUAACAUUGGUUUGACUUUUAAAAAAUCUGAGCUAGAAGGUUAUACUAGUCACCUGUGUCU